AUGAUGUUGGCGCCAAUCACAAAUAUAAAGAUACUAACUAUUGAUAGUACCAUAAUAGAACAUCCUCCUAAUGGACAAAAAAGAUGGAGAAUAACGUCUAGAAAAUCAAACUCACUGACCAUAGGAUCAAAGAAUUCAAAAAUCCCAAAAUCGCAAAGGGUGAUCCAGUGUUUACAGAAUUCGUUACAAAUCGCUGCCGCGGGGCAGCAAUAUCAAGGAAAAAUGCCGCCAUCAAAGAGGCCUAAAAAUAAGCCUGGAAUGCCGAAAGAUUUUAUAUUUGUGGAUUUAUCCCCGGUCAAAAAUGCUGAGGACUCAUCGGACGAGGGCGACAAUAGCAGUUUAGUCUCACCAACUAUUACUCCUGAUACUACUGCUUUGGAUAAACAAGAAUUGAUUACUGUUUCACCGGUUACUACACCAGACACUACUAUUGAUAAACACGAAUCGAAUACUGUUUCACCUAGUAUUGCACCAGAUUCUACUGCUUUGGAUAAACAAAAACUGACUGCUGAUUCAUAUUUCGAGUUAUCUGCCUCUAAUGACUCCUUUCAAUCUCUGCAAUCCGAUGAAGAAUCAAUUUUCUCAUUGGGGGAUUCGUCGGUCUUGUCCAAAUCCUCCACUUUUGGAACCGAAUCUUAUAUACAGGACUAUAACCAAAUUAAUUCCCAAUCGAGUGCAAGCAAUGAUGCCAUGCUUGGAUUGGGUAUUCUUAACAUGGAUAUGUCAUCUAAUGCGGGUCAUUGGAUAGCAGAGAGCGGUGAUAUGUAUUACCAAGAAAGCUUCAAUUAUGAACCAUCAGUUGCUUAUAACUCGCAUAUUAAUCCAUUUCCUGUUAUUGAACAAUCGAAAAUUGAGCCUCAAUUCGAGGGCUUGAAAAGAUCCAGCACAGUCCCCGAGUUGCCUACACAGGUUCAGCAACCCACUUCUCACAGAAGAGCAAAGUCAACAUGCGAACCUUCGAAAAAGAGAUCCAGCUCUACUUUGCAGUUCAGAGUUUACAAAGCUCCUUCUAGUAAAGGAAAGAAAAGCCUGACUCCUGAAUUGAACCAUAGACGCACAAUUUCUGAACCAUCAUUUGCCGUUCCAAGAAAUUCCAAUGCCUUUGACUUCAUGGAUUUUGACAAUCAAAUGUUUGUGGAUUUGAAUGGUGACGAUUCUCCUGGCAACUGUAAUUCAGUGAUGUCAGAAUCUAAUAUUUUUACUCCUAGCACAGAAUACUCCGAAAGUGAGGAUUAUACCAGUGGUUUAUUAAAGUCUUCGAAUAUGGACACUUUUUCACUUGGGGGUUGUGGCUCAAAUGAAUUCUUAGGAAGUAACCAAUUUGAUUUUGAUUUUAAUUCUUAUGUUUCUUAUUAA
Molecule: messenger RNA, 1356 nt
Organism: Debaryomyces hansenii CBS767
Lineage: Eukaryota; Fungi; Ascomycota; Pichiomycetes; Serinales; Debaryomycetaceae
Gene: AGA1
Product: Aga1p
Exons: 1
Coding region: 1-1356 (451 amino acids)
Source: RefSeq, a predicted model, not a curated record